AUGGAUUCUGAGGAUAAUGUUCACCGAUUAGAAGGAAGUAUUUCGACUAAAGGUGGUUUAACUAUCAAAAAAAAAGGCUCGGCUCCUAUAUUCAAAGUUCCCCAAUCUUCUCUAUUUGGAUUAGAUAGACUAGCAGCUCAAAAAAGGAAAGAAAGGGAAACGGCAGCAGCCAAUAAAAUAUCAUUUGAUAUUAAUGAAAGUGAGUUCAAUGAAGGUGAAGAACAAAAUGAAAUAGAGACAAUAGAGAGAUGUAGUAUAAAACGAAAAUUUAGAGAACCUCGAGAAGAAACUCCAACUUAUACUGGUGGUAUUAGCAAAGAAGCACGUGAGCGUUUAGUUGAAAGAUUAAAUUCCUCUAAAUCAAAGGGAGUAUAUGCUUCUACAAAAACUAGUAGACGUACUGAAAACUAUGAAAGAAGAAAACAUCGAGAACGAAAUAAGGCUCGAAAUCGGAAUCAAUCGGAACGAGAUGAUAGAAGUUCGAGGGAAUAUUCUGAUAUGAGUGAAAGAGGAAAGUCUCCUAGAUUUAGGGAUGAACCAAGAACCCCUAAUUUCUAUACAAAAGAUACUAUGUCAAAAACUGCAUGGGAUGAAGAUGAUUAUGAGCCAUCAAGGAAAUCUACAUGGGAUUAUCCAACACCAUCUCUACACAGAUAUAAAGGUGGGGAUUGGUCAGAAAGAAGUUAUACAUCUUCCAAAUCCCACAGAGAUGAAAAAGCUUGGUCAGAAAGAAAUUAUACAUCUUCCAAAUCCUAUAGAGAUGAAAAAGGUCACAAAUUUGAAGAUGAUACUCCUAGACCAACUCCUGCACAUAAAUUCAAUGCAUGGGUUAAAGACAGGAAAAAAACAGGUGCCACUCCAAGCACCAAUGAGAAACUAAAAUGGGAUAAUACAGUUGACAGAGAAAAUUGGGAAGAUGAGCAAAGAAGAUUGGAUAGGGAGUGGUAUAACAUGGAUGAAGGGUAUGAUAAUGAAAACAACCCAUUUGCCAAUGUGAGUGAGGAAUACACAAAGAAAAAAGAGGAACAGCUAGAACAACGAAAGAAAAAACGACUUUCUGCUCAACAAAGACAAAUUAAUAAAGACAAUGAACUUUGGGAAAGGAACAGAAUGUUAACUUCAGGUGUUGUACAUUCGGUUGACUAUAAUGAAGAUUUUGAUGAAGAGUCAAUUGACAGAGUUCAUCUCUUAGUACACAACAUAGUACCUCCUUUCUUAGAUGGCCGAAUUGUGUUUACUAAACAACCUGAACCUGUCAUUCCUGUUAGAGAUCCAACCUCAGAUAUGGCAUUAGUUGCUAGAAAAGGGUCACAUCUUGUCAGGGUCUUUAGAGAGCAGAAGGAAAGAAGGAAGGCUCAGAAAAAACACUGGGAGUUAGGAGGUACAAAAAUUGGUAAUAUAAUGGGUAUCAAGAAAACUGAAGAUGAAGAAGAUAAAAAGUACAACAAAGAAGAUGACAGUACUGAUUAUAAAGCAGAUCAUAAGUUUGCUGAACAUAUGAAAGACACAGGUUCGGCAAGUAGUGACUUUUCUAGAAAGAAAACUAUAGGUGAACAAAGAAGAUAUUUGCCGGCCUUUGCGGUAAGGCAAGAGCUACUCAAUAUAAUCAGAGAAAAUUCUGUAGUCAUUAUUGUUGGAGAAACGGGCAGUGGAAAAACAACUCAGUUGACUCAGUAUUUACACGAAGAAGGCUACAGUAAAUAUGGAAUGAUUGGUUGUACACAACCUCGUAGAGUAGCGGCAAUGUCCGUCGCAAAGAGAGUUAGUGAUGAAAUGGGUACUCAGUUAGGAGACGAUGUAGGUUAUGCUAUCCGUUUCGAAGAUUGUACUUCUGAAAAAACAGUUAUAAAGUACAUGACUGAUGGUAUUCUACUAAGAGAAAGUUUACGCGAGUCUGACUUGGAUCAUUACAGUGCCAUUAUUAUGGACGAAGCUCACGAGCGUUCAUUAAGCACAGAUGUAUUGUUUGGUCUUCUUAGGGAAAUUGUAGCUAGACGACAUGAUCUCAAAUUGAUUGUAACCUCAGCUACUAUGGAUAGUAGCAAGUUUUCUAUGUUCUUUGGGAACGUUCCUACAUUUAAUAUACCAGGAAGAACUUUUCCUGUAGAGACACUUUUCAGUAAAAAUUCGGUCGAAGAUUAUGUAGAUGCUGCUGUUAAACAAGCCUUGCAAAUACACUUACAACCACCAUCUGGUGAUAUACUUAUCUUCAUGCCCGGUCAAGAGGACAUCGAGGUAUCCUGUGAAGUAUUAACUGAACGAUUAACAGAAAUAGAGAAUGCUCCAGAGUUAUCUAUUUUACCUAUUUAUUCGCAAUUACCAUCUGAUCUCCAGGCGAAAAUUUUUCAAAAAUCGCCCGAUGGUAUUAGAAAGUGCGUUGUUGCCACAAAUAUAGCAGAAACUUCUCUAACAGUUGAUGGUAUUAUUUUUGUUAUCGACUCAGGUUAUUGCAAAUUGAAAGUUUACAAUCCGAGAAUUGGUAUGGACGCCCUUCAGAUUUAUCCCAUAAGUCAAGCAAACGCCAAUCAACGCUCUGGCAGAGCAGGACGUACCGGUCCUGGUCAAGCUUUCAGAUUGUACACUGAAAGGCAAUACAAAGACGAAUUGUUAAUAACAACAGUUCCAGAAAUUCAACGAACUAACUUGGCGAACACGGUUCUUUUGUUAAAAUCAUUAGGAGUACAAGAUUUGUUACAGUUUCAUUUUAUGGAUCCACCACCUCAAGAUAAUAUUUUGAAUUCUUUAUAUCAGUUGUGGAUCUUGGGCGCACUAGAUCAUACAGGAGUUUUAACAAAACUGGGUCGUCAGAUGGCGGAAUUUCCUUUAGAUCCUCCACAAUGUCAAAUGCUGAUAGUCUCGUCACAAAUGGGCUGUACCGCCGAAAUACUCAUCGUUGUUUCCAUGUUAUCGGUCCCGUCAAUUUUUUACCGACCAAAGGGCAGAGAAGAAGAGGCAGAUAGCGUUAGAGAAAAGUUUCAAGUACCAGAAAGCGAUCAUUUAACAUUUUUGAAUGUAUAUAAUCAAUGGAAACAAAAUAAUUAUUCGUCGCACUGGUGCAACGAACAUUUCAUUCAUGUGAAAGCUAUGAGAAAAGUAAGAGAAGUUAGACAGCAGUUGAAGGAUAUAGUUAUUCAACAAAAAUUGGAAAUUAAAUCGUGUGGAACUGAUUGGGACGUUGUCAGGAAGUGUAUAUGUUCUGCAUAUUUCCAUCAAGCUGCCAGAUUAAAAGGUAUUGGCGAAUAUGUUAACUGUCGAACUGGUAUGCCUUGCCACUUACAUCCUACAUCUGCUCUGUUUGGCCUCGGAAAUACCCCCGAUUACGUCGUGUACCACGAACUUGUAAUGACAGCCAGAGAGUACAUGCAAUGUGUGACUGCUGUAGAUGGACACUGGUUAGCCGAAUUGGGACCGAUGUUCUUUUCUCUUAAAGAAACGGGAAAAUCGGGUCGAGCCAAAAAGAAACAAGCUGCAGAACAUCUUCUCGAAAUGGAAAACCAAAUGCAAAUGGCUCAAGAAGAAAUGAAAGCAAGAAAAGAGGCUGCUGAGAAGAAAGUUGCAGCUAUGAAUAAAGGACAAGAGAUCGUUAGUGCUGGAACAACUCCAAGAAGGACUCCUUCAAGAUUUGGGUUGUAG
Molecule: messenger RNA, 3633 nt
Organism: Psylliodes chrysocephalus
Lineage: Eukaryota; Metazoa; Arthropoda; Insecta; Coleoptera; Chrysomelidae
Source: the annotation of a GenBank genome assembly